Messenger RNA from Glossina fuscipes, 4511 nucleotides. Its product is annotated as paired box protein Pax-6-like. Gene Ontology annotation, biological process: regulation of transcription by RNA polymerase II; anatomical structure development. Gene Ontology annotation, molecular function: DNA-binding transcription factor activity, RNA polymerase II-specific; RNA polymerase II cis-regulatory region sequence-specific DNA binding. The record is from RefSeq and is a predicted model, not a curated record. The transcript has 10 exons. NCBI's taxonomy places the organism in Eukaryota, Metazoa, Arthropoda, Insecta, Diptera, Glossinidae. Bases 1 to 2376 code for a protein of 791 amino acids.
AUGGAUUUAUCAACUGCAUAUCGCUACAAUCAAAACAUGAUGGAAUACUACACAUGUCAUGGCGGUGUUAAUCAGCUAGGUGGUGUGUUCGUUAAUGGUCGGCCUCUGCCAGAUGUGGUACGGCAACGUAUUGUAGAGCUGGCGCACAACGGCGUACGCCCAUGUGAUAUAUCAAGACAACUGCGCGUUAGUCAUGGUUGUGUAUCAAAAAUUCUGUCGAGGUAUUAUGAAACUGGCAGCUUUAAAGCUGGUGUGAUAGGAGGCUCUAAACCUAAGGUUGCUACACCGCCCGUAGUUGAUGCUAUCGCAAAUUAUAAACGCGAAAAUCCCACAAUGUUUGCUUGGGAAAUUCGUGACAGAUUACUAUCGGAGGGAAUUUGUUCACAGGACAAUGUCCCGAGCGUCUCAUCCAUAAAUCGAAUUGUGCGUAAUAAAGCAGCAGAAAAAGCCAAACAUGUGCAUCAUCAGCAGCAACAAAGUAAUAACAAUAACACUAGCGGUGGAGGUGCUGCAAGUGGAGGAAGUGUGGGUUCAAGUAAUGUAGGUGGAGGCGCGACAAACCUAGAUCCAAUGGAUAAUAACAAUGAAUUGGUAAAUGGUACCAAUAGCAAAAACGAUGCGAGCAACAAUCACAACGGCACAAUUAAUAACGGCGGCAAUAGCAUCAAUAACAGCCUAAGUGCUUCAUCUGUGAUUGGACAUGCCCCAACGUCAACAGCAGGAGCUACAUCAACGGUAUCAGCAACUACAGCAGCGGCUAUACAACUGCAGCAGCAAAAUAUACUCAGUAUAACAGGCUCCGCGAACGCAAGUAUUCAUAAUGGCGCCAACAAUAAUGCAAAUAACAAUAACAGCGGUAAUAACAACAACAAUGUUAUCGGUGAACAUCGUACCACCGGCUAUAGCAUAAAUGGAAUUUUAGGUAUACACCAGUCGCAUCAUCAAGCUCAUCAACAUCAUCACAAUCAUCACAAUCAGCUUCAUACUCAACAGCAUGUUCAGAACCAGGGCCAGCAACAUAUCCACAAUUCCACAACAGUAACAACAACAACUGAUCCCAACGGUAACAACAUUAAGCGGAAACGUGUUGAAGAGCAUGUAAUGCUGAUUUCGGAUGAAAACCGUGAUAUAAACAUGCAUGUGGAUGAAGACAUUAAACGUCAGCGUUUAACGUACAGCAGCGAUCAAAUCUAUUCAAACAUCUGGUCUGGAAAAUGGUGCAUUAAAGACGAACAUAAAAUACUUUCAGAGUUAGGUACUUUAACAACAAAUAGUAGUAGCGUAGCUGCUUAUUACGACAGUCACAGCGGUUUUCCUGCAGCGGUGUCGUCCCACACACACACAGCCAACGUUAGUGAUAGCAUGCUAUACGACAGCAUAACCAGCAUAUCCGGAACCCAAAGUUCAUUAUACACCCCAGCAAUUGGUGCUUCUAUUGGAGGUAAUACUCUCACUCCUUUAGUGCCAAUAAAUAUGCAAGACAUAAAAAUAGAUCAAAGUUUACAGGAUCAGACCCUAUCUCCUUAUUAUACAGCUAUUUCUUUGGAAAAUACUAGUUACUCAUCGAUGGCGAAUAUGGACAACAGCAUAGACCAGCAGCACGCCAACGGAGCGCAAGUAGGCAGUGACGUGACUGCUGCAGUUAUGGAUUUGCCGGCGACUCUUUUAGAAAGAAAUGAUGAGUCUGCUUUCCCACGUUGUAUCCAUCAACGCGCGUUGAACCAUAGCAAUAGCAUCAAUGGAAUGAAAGAAAAGAGUUCCCCUGCGGAAACUUUGUCCGUGUCCACUACUGUCGGUACUGUUGGAAAUUCACAAAUACAGGCAGCUAAAGUUCUAACUAUCAAAAACCUCAACAACGAAAAUAGGCAGAUUAAUAUUUCUUCCAAUUUUGACAACAAUAACCAGGCUAACCAUAGUAAUAACAGCAAUAACAAUACCUCGCAAAGUUCCACCAUUACCUCUUUAAUAUUACUACAACCUCUAAAUAAAACUCAUAGCCCGCCAAAUUCUGGAACAUCAGCUGUUGGUCGGAAUGAUUGCUACAUUAGUACUACAAGCUCAACAGUGCUACCGAGUUUUAGCCAGCAUUACUCCGAAGCUUGUGGUUCUGUGGUACCAUCCACGGAUUAUACUUACAGCCCAACGUAUGCACAAUAUGGCAACGCCUACGGAACCUAUGGCUACGGAUCAAGUAGUGGCUUACUUAAUUCGUACUACUAUGAGGGUGUACAAAAUCAAACCACGAACCCAACUGCUUCAAAUCAGGAAAUACGUUCCCCUUUAGCGGCUACGCGGGCUAAUUCGUUGGCAUCGGCAGCCUCACCUACUGGCAGUGCUUGUACUAAAUCUGAAUCGUCGGAUAUUUUUCUUGUCUAGUGAUUUUUGAAGUAUUUGCAGCAGAUAAUCAUCUAUAGGCAAUUGAGAAGAGCGAGGGAUUGAUAACUCUGCUACAUAUUAGCUAAAUUACCAAAACCAAGCAAAAUGUGUUUUUGCGGCGUGCGCCGCACUUUUCGAUAAGUAGCAUUAGCGUGCGUACAUAUAUAUUUACAUAAAUAUAUGAAAUAUUAUAGCAAAUCAAUCGAAGCUCGAUGUACGUCGCAUAUUGCAUCAUAUACGUUGUAUGUUCUAUAUUUUUCCAAUUUUGUACCAUCUGAUAGAUUAGUACAAACUAAGAUUUAAACGCUAUGUAUUAUUUUAUGAAAAUUUUUCGAUAGUUGUACGGAUCCUUGUGCAGAAUCAAAGUUUUGAACUCGACAUGGUUCUUGGAAUAAACAAAAAUCUAGGACCACAGUUAACACUCCCAACUUAAUUUAAUGAAAAAUGGAAGAUCGUAUUUUUUUGCAAAGUAUAGGUAUGGAUUGAUAUGCGUGGUCUUUUAACAUAAUCUAGAAAAAGUGAUAAGAACGAUUUUGGUUCUUAUAGAAGUAGUUUUGAGUUGCUAAUUACCAUUUGAGUAGGCGGACUUAUAUAACUAAACCACGACUACAUCGAUUUGGCUAUGCAUACUUAUUAACAUAUGAAACAAGUCGUUAAAAAAUAUAUAUAAAAAGUAUAUAAAAAUGCAUUGUAUUAUUAAAAAGAUAUUGACUACAAUAUAACUGUUGGAGAAAAAAUACUCACGCAUAUUUUAAUCCAAUCAAUCCUCCAAGUCGUAUCCGGGGGUGGCUAGAAAAUGUAUUCUACAUAAAAUCAUGGUAAGCUUUUUGGAUGUUAGCGCACAUUUUCCACGACUCAAUAAUUUAACUUUAAGACAAUGAGGCAGCUUGAAAUGCAAUGACCGUCAUUUGGCUGGUUUUAUGCGUCUCCCAAAGAAAAUAAUACAGAAAUGGCACAAAGAAGAUAACUCUUUAAGGUGAUGUGGCUAAUAUCAUUCGAUCGAUAUCAAAAUGUCCAAUAUGCUCAAGUACUUUAUCUCUAAAAAAAUUUUUUUUUCAGUAUAAAUUUAUUUGCUUACCCGGUUUUAAGCGAGGACAUGAUUAAUGUGAAACCGAGGUACUUCUAGUGUACAGCUGACUACCGCGACUGCAAAAGUUCACUUUCUCUUUUGGGAUUGCAUAUUUUAUGAAAAUAUUUAGGUUUUUAUUUAGGGCUAGCAAAGAUGCAUAAACCAAAAUGUGUUUGGCCUUGUAAAUUUAUGUUUUGAUAGCUAUAUAUUCGGUGUAAAUUUAAUUUUAAUUACGACCAGAUAUUCUAUACAUAUCACAUAUUAAAAUUUUGUUGGUUUGUUAAUUAUCAAUAAAUGUAUCAAGAAAAAUACAAGAUAUUUAUACAUUCUUAACAAACAUAUGUUUAAAUUUUCAGUUUUAAAAGUUAUUUUGGCUUUUGACCUAAUAUGGCCCUGUCUGUAAAUACUUUGAAAUUUUCUAUUCUCUAUUUUGCUAUUUCCAAACAUAGUCAGACAAAGAGAGGAACGCAAGCGCCUUGCUUACACACACAUAACACCUAACUAAGAGAAAUAACAAAGGUAUGAAGUAAAGAUAUUCGUCUGAUAUAUUUUUUAUAUGAGCAAUCACUCAAGGGACGUCCCCUAUUCCCGUAACGUUUGAGGAAAGAAUUGAGGACGGAAGAAGGAAGAAAGAAAUAGGGUAGUGUUGGCCGCAAUCUAGUGGAUGUGUGCCCAAUCAAAAAGUGCAAUGCCUUCAUACUCCGAGUAGUUACGACCAAAGUAAACUCUAUCGCACUGGGAUUUGACCUCGGAAACACUCACAUGAUAGUCGCGAUUUUUACCUAUUCGGUUACUCAUGCGAAUAGAUACGUCUGAUAAAAGACUUAUAGGCAAGUAUCAAAGGCUCCUAACUCUUUCUCUCCCUUCCUCUCGCGACCUAUUUUUCUUUCUCUUUACCAAUUGGUAAAGAGAUAUAGAUAGAACUAUCUAUCUUAAAACUUACGUUGAUUCGGAAUGCACAGUUCCUUCCGCUAAGGAAGUUAAAUUGAACUUAUGAGAUCAGUGUACAUUAAUAAAAGAAGCAACUACCCUUUUGCUAUUUAUCGUUCUCCAUGAACAACGAAGC